Messenger RNA from Aspergillus glaucus CBS 516.65, 611 nucleotides. RefSeq lists its product as uncharacterized. The coding region runs from base 85 to 444 and encodes 119 amino acids. The transcript has 2 exons. The record is from RefSeq and is a predicted model, not a curated record. NCBI's taxonomy places the organism in Eukaryota, Fungi, Ascomycota, Eurotiomycetes, Eurotiales, Aspergillaceae.
GCGGGAAAGAUAGAAAUAUAGUGUUCUUUCCUCUAUAUCCUAUUUUACUCUCGCUCUUAUUUACAGCCAGUGAGAUGUGUUCCGAUGUACAGAAUGCCCUCUGCUGCUGAUGACCGGGCGGUGAGUGUCGUGCGGCAGAAUCCCGCCGUGACGCUUCUUUCGCUCGCUCUGCUUUCGCCCGCUGAAAUCCUCCUCUCCCAGGCGCCUUUGGACUGUGCUCUGAUAUUUCUGCUGUGCUGCUGCUAUUAUUUGCUAUCUAUCUCGUCCAGUUGGUCUACUCUUUCUCUUGGCCCGUUCUCUUUUCCUCCUUUCUCAUGCCGACUGUUCUCCCGCAACGCUUCACUUUCGUAUUGCCGUCUUCGUGAAGCCCACACUACCGUCCUCCCUCCGUCCUUCUCGAGCCCCUACAGCGACACACAUCUCGUCUGCGCAGUCUCCAAGUGAGGCUCUCCAAAGUUGGAGCCAGACACGUCCUCUCAUAUACAAUACGUGUCGUCCUCCCCGGACGCCCGUAUAACGUGUGGUGGUGGGAAAUCGUGCUCGGUCGCGAGCCGCCGUGGUCGAGAGUUUCUGCUGGCGCAUUGCUGAACGGCUCGGUCUCUUUUUGCCCU